Molecule: messenger RNA, 3673 nt
Organism: Ruditapes philippinarum (Manila clam)
Lineage: Eukaryota; Metazoa; Mollusca; Bivalvia; Venerida; Veneridae
Product: cartilage intermediate layer protein 1-like
Exons: 8
Coding region: 2-3409 (1135 amino acids)
Source: RefSeq, a predicted model, not a curated record
GAUGAAUGCAAACGAAAAAUACCAAGCAAAUUUUAGAAGUUUAACACCGUCCUCUCUAGAAAAGGAGAGGUCAUUUACAAAUAUAAGUAGAGCGCCUGAAGAUGGAACAGCAGAGGUAAAACCAGCUGCAUCACCAAAUUUAAAGAAUGUUGUGGUGGCGUUAAUUGUAGUAGUGGUAAUAGCUGUUGGAUGUAUAGCGGCGUUGGUAGUUGUAUUAACAACAAAAGAUGAUGGCGAAGGCGACCACACAACAGUACCACCAAGAACAACAACAACUGAUCAUAUGACAACGACAAUUUCAAUACCUACAAAUCAUCAAACAACAUCAAUAGCAUCAACAUCUUCCCAGACAACAACAGGAACCAUUGAUGGAAUAUGGUCGACAUGGGGAGAUUGGACAAAAUGUACAUCAACGUGCGAUUCUGGAAUUCAUAAAAGAUACCGAAGGUGUGAAGGACAAGACUCAAAUCAAUGUCUUGGAGAUUUCACUGAGACAGAAGUCUGUGUCGAAAUGUCAUGCCCAGAGUAUGGCAAAUGGACAACAUGGGGCCCAUGGGAAAGUUGUGGUGUUUCAUGUGGAGGAGGAUUUCAAUCAAGAACACGAUCUUGUUCCAAGGCAGAAUCUUCUGAUAUUGAUUGCAUUGGCACAAGCUUCCAGGAAAAGACAUGCAACGAAUGGAAAUGUCCAGUCUCAUCUAAAAUGUUAGACUGCAGCAGAGUGUGUGAUGUAGGAGUUCUCGAUGACGACUGUGACAUUUGCUUUUGCGAUGGAGAAGUUGUCUCUGGAAGGGUACUAGCAGUCGAUACCAGCAACCCGGUUAGCAAUGCUGUUUUCUACUGGAGUUCCUCACCGACAAAAAAUCUUGGUGAAAGCAGCUCAACUGGUCUUUUCACACUCGAAAAUAUGUGCCCUGAAUCUGAACUAAUCGUGUCAAGACCAGGUUUUGUGGAUGCAGCUGUUCUGGUUACUACUUCCUAUUUGUUAGUUAAUAUGUCAAAGACAGUUUCACCCUACUUGACAAAGACUCCGCAAUCAAAGAACAGAUUAGUAGGGGAAGAUGUGACUUUGUGCUGUGACGCAGUUGCUAGUCCACCAAUUAAUUAUUAUGAAUGGAUGAAGGAUGGAUUAAUUAUAGAGGAAACCUUAUACGCAGAGGGAAAUCAACUGAAAUUGUUCAGCUUAUCAACGACUGAUAGUGGAAGCUACAAGUGCAGAGCCAAUACCAAUGCAGGGGCUAUUAUGUCUCCGACCGCAACGUUGAAUGUCAAAGAAAUAUCAAAUGAUUUUUGUAUCGACGCUUUGCAACAAAAGACUAUAGCGCUCCCCGAUGACUGUGUGCAACCAAGGACAAAUACGGCAACGUAUAAUGUUGGUGAGUGUAUAUCGAAAGGUUGCAGAGAAAAUACAACCUCUGAAAGCAAUGUGUGCCAUGAAGACAUAACAUCAUGUUGUACAAUAGGUGAUGCUGAUCUCGAAAAGGUCCAAUGUUCAGAUUAUGAACUCGAUGUUAUUGUAAUACGAUCUUGUAGCUGUGGAGCUUGUGCCUCGACCUCCCUAACCGUUUUUGGAACAGCACUUGGAUUGGAGGAUGGAUCCCCACUAAGAUACGGCGAAGUCUUUGUAAAUGGUGUAUACAAAACCUUUACAAGUAACACCGGUACCUUUAGUUUUGUAGCAACUAAGGAUUCUCCGAGAAUAACUUUAAACUUGAGAGAUGUUUAUCUUAAACAAUUUCUUCCAGCUGUCAAGGUAAUUGAAAUAAACGACAAAAUGAAUGGAAACCUACGGGUGAAAAUUAAUAUGAUCAGAACAGUUAAACCGAUUGAGAUUGAAUCGACAACGGAAAACACUUUAAUUGCAGGAGCAUCUGCCUCCAAGCCCAUUGUCCAAGUUUCAAUACCAGCAAACGCAUUUUACUAUCAAAACGGUACUAAGUUUGAAGGAACUGUACAAGCUAGUUUUGCUUUUGUUGAUCCAACAAAUAUAUCGACUUUCAACAAUAUUCCAGGUUCAUUCGAAAUUGUCAAUCAAGAAGGAGAAAGGGCUGAACUUGCUUCACAGGCAAUAUUUAAUCUCUUUUUUGAAGACUUAUCUGGAAAUCCGUUAAUUUUAGAUGACGUUAUCGAUUUGUAUCUUCCAUUAGAAUCAGGAGAAAACGUUCAGGACAGAGAUGUCAAACUUUGGAGACUUAACACUAAGACUGGAAUUUGGGAGUACAUAACCCAAGGACCAGGAAAGAGAAGACGAAAAAGGCAAGAAUCAGCACGGUGGAUCGGCGAAAUAGACUGGUCAAUUAUCUCUGGUAACGAAUGGCUUAAUUACGAUUAUGUUUAUGAUAUAACCGAUAACCCAUGUUAUUUCAAAAUCAGACUUUUUCAAGAUGAAACAAUGUAUUCAUCCAUUGUGAAUCCUGAAAAACAAAUAGAAGUAACAUAUCAUAUUCUUAGAGACAAUAAAACAACUUUAAGAACAAUCAGCGAUUAUAUUUAUUACCCUGAAAGUGAUUGUGUAAUAGGUAUAUGUGAAAACGAAACUGCAUAUAUUACGCUUCAUUACUACGGAAGAAAAGGUUACGAUGUUUUAUUUGCUGGUAAACCUGAACUAGGCCAAAGUAAUCAAUAUUUUGAAUUGAUGGAUAAUAAUAAAACACUAAAGCUACAAAUGUCGUCCAAAAGCAUUGGACCAUUUUAUGAUGGAUAUUCACGAUGUAGCGCAACAGGAAAAGACGAAAACCACCUGAGAUAUCAUUAUGGGGAAACGUCUGAAGUUUUUACAUAUAAUAAAUUUUUUUCUCCUACCCAAGGAAAUAUAGAAAAUCAAAUAUUAAUAAGUCAAAGAACCUGGUUUCCAAAACGGCAAGAGGGCUAUAGAGUUUGUUUUGUAAAGGUUCGAAUUUUAGUCGAAAUAGAAUAUUUAUCCCCUGGUCAGUUUAUUAAGUUAAGAGCAACGAGUAAAGGUGGAACAAAUGAAAAUACUCACAACUUUACAUUCGGAAUACGAGAAUACAAGAUCCAGAAUCUAACAGACAUAUCACUUUGCGUAGAAUAUAAAUGCAGUGGAACAAUAGACCCUGUAUUUCAGGAAAUGGAUGAUUUCACAAAAAUAGAAUUAAAACUUUUUUAUCCAGAAAGUGAAAUGACAAGCAGCGUUACACAAGAAGCAGAUUUUUUGACCGAUUUCCAAAGUUUGCCAAACGUCGCCCAGAUUGGAAGAACAGAUGGAAUUUAUGAAAUUUACGCACCGACAGUGUAUACUCCAGAUCUUGGAUUAUAUUCAGCAACUUCUGAUCAAUUAGAUAUAGAAAGUGCUACAAACACAGCUGAAGGUGAAUGUAUAUCUGGAACACCGCAAAACCUAGAUGAUCAAAACCCGGAUUUGGGCGUUGCAGUUUAUUUCUCUCUCAACUGAAUAUGAAGCUUUUCUUUCUUUAUAAUAAGUUGUUUGUUUACACAGACGACAAUGGACCGUUGAAUUUGUUUCAAAAUGCUAGUUAUUACACAAUAUUUCAAAUAAAACAAGUUAAAUGUUGAUGCUGCACAUCAAAGACGCCGCAAAAUGGUGUGAACAGUCAAUCAGCAUUGAAAAAAUCAGCGACACGGGCUACCUCUCUUCAUUUGAAUUUUUAUAUCACAGGUACCCUCUCAUUUUUGAACACAUAGGUACCCUGAAAGC